AUGAGAGAGAGCCGGAGUGAGUGAGACAAAAUAAGAAAAAGGGAGAAGGAGAAUAAUAGAUAACACUGAGCUGCAGAGUCGCUGUUUAUGUUGUGAUUUGAAACUGCAGAGGAUGGCGCUUUCUGGGGUGAUUUGCAGAAAAAUGUCUCCCGUGCAACUUGAUUAUCUCUCUAAAUUUAAUACAAAUCUUAAGUCCCUGAAAAAGAACAGAAAAAAAAGCUUUCUUUAUCUCUCUGCUCCUCGUCUCCGGCUCCUUCUCUUCGCAGCCAAUCAAAACCCAAAGUGAAUUAUGAUAAAGGGGGGGAAAAAAAGGGGAAGUAGAGAAAGCGGCGGGGUGAACGCCCGCGUGGUUGAAUUUCCAUAUAGAUAGACGAGCACAUUAAACUUGUCUAUCUGCGAGCUCACUGUCCAUUCUUCCUCUUAUUACAUUUUGAUGGAAAGAUGGCCGCUCCAUCGACAUCAUCCACUCGCGUCGCCCCCCACUCUCUCUCUGUCGUGUUCCUAUCUGCCCCCGGACACUUGAUUGUUUCUGAACCGGUGUUGACCCCAUAAAGAGGAACCGUGCGCCUGGUUUCCCCGCCACAGUUUGUUGUGUUCAUUCGUAAUCUCGAGGUUGUUAUUGCUCAAUUUUCUUCCUCCUUGUAAAACCUGCAUGUUUCCUCAGCGGUGAAGGAGGGCGGGCGAAGAAGAAGAAGAAGACGAAGAAGAAGAAGAAGAAGAAGGGUUAAAGAAAGGAGAGGACAGACAGCUCCUCAUCACGGUGCUUCCAGGCUUACAUGUAAAUUAAAACGCAAUUAAAAACAGGCAAAUAAGCUGUUCCCGGGAGAUGAGGGAAGGAAAGGAGAGGAGGGGGUGAGGGAGGAAAGGGCUCUCAGGAUAAGGGGCCUGCGUCACUCAUCAUUAGCAUGGCAUUAGAGUGAAGGGAGCUAAAUCUGAGCACCGGGUCACGGGCACAUUUAGCUGCGUCUGCUACGAGGGGAAAUAAGCGCAGCAUCCCCGCACAAGAGGGAAUCGUUCCUGCUUUCAAAUCCACACAAUUACUCGGCGCAUUAUUCGGCUAUUGUUCUCCGAGGUGCACCAUUGUGUUGCUUUGGCUCACUAUUGUGAUUUCCUGCACAGAGCACGAGAGCAGCAUCUAUCAUUGAUGUGCAGUAGAUGAAUAAUUUCAACACAGAGGAGCACGGCGCUGCGUUCAAGAACACAGAGGGGGUGCAGCUUUCUUUUUGCAGACAGACAUGCAUGCUAUCCCCCCUCUCUCUCUCUCUCUCUCUCUCUCUCCUCUCUCUCUUGUCGUGCUGCAGCUCAAUACUGUAUCGACGAGUCGUGCAUUCAGCUGCCGGGAUUCCACUGCACCACCACCUCCUCCCUCGACCCUCACCCCUGCCUGCCCCCCUCCCUUGGAAGCCUGCGUAAGCCCUCCCUGCACCCCCUCCUUCCACCUCCUGGGUAUGUUGGGGAUCAAUGGGGGAAGCGUAUGCUGGUGGAAGAGGAGGCAGCGGCGGCGGCGGCGGUGGUGGUGGUGGUUUGA
Messenger RNA from Xyrichtys novacula (pearly razorfish), 1528 nucleotides. The record is from the annotation of a GenBank genome assembly. NCBI's taxonomy places the organism in Eukaryota, Metazoa, Chordata, Actinopteri, Labriformes, Labridae.